This is a messenger RNA of Penicillium salamii, 2397 nucleotides long. NCBI's taxonomy places the organism in Eukaryota, Fungi, Ascomycota, Eurotiomycetes, Eurotiales, Aspergillaceae. The record is from the annotation of a GenBank genome assembly.
AUGGCGGCUUUUUGGUACACCCUCUCGUUCUUAUCCCUGGUAUCUGCCUCAACGGUCAACUUGGGGUAUACUAGCUAUGAGGGGUCUACGGUAUCUGGAGUCACACAGUGGCUUGGCAUGCGUUUUGCUGCUCCUCCCGUAGGAGCUUUACGCUUUGCAGCGCCGCAAGAUCCUUUGCCCGUCGAGGGAAUACAAAAGGCAACGGAGCAUGGAUCUGUGUGCAUCCCCACGGCAGCGGCAGAAGGCCUAGCUGUCCCUGAUGGAACAUCUGAGGAUUGCCUGUUUGUAGACGUCUAUGCACCCUCGGGUGCUGCCGGCACAAAGAAACUCCCUGUCUACUUCUACAUACAGGGAGGGGGCUUUGCGAAGAACUCCAAUGCUAAUUAUAACGGCGCUGGCUUGAUCAAGGCAUCGGGGGAUAACAUUGUGGUAGUCACUUUCAACUACCGGGUGGGACCCUACGGCUUUCUUGCUAGUGAGGAGGUUGAGUCUCGUGCAAGCUUGAAUAAUGGACUAAAAGAUCAACGCAAGGCACUUCAGUGGGUUCACAAGCACAUCAGCAAGGCAAGUCGAUUCGGCGGAAAUCCAGAUCAUGUAGUUAUUGGCGGCAGCAGUGCAGGUGCCGCCUCGGUGACUCUGAUGCUAUCAGCAUAUGGAGGCAGGGAUGAUGGUCUCUUUGUUGGAGCAGCUGCAGAGUCCCAAAGCUUCGCCACAAUGCUGAAUGUUACCCAAAGUCAAUUUGCAUACAACGGCCUGGUAGCUGCAACUGGGUGCACCAGCAGCCCAGAUACACUAGCGUGUCUACGAAACCUGGAUGUCAGUCUACUACAACAGAAGAAUAUCAACAGACCAUACCCAGGAAUGGAGACUGCACCGCUAUACCUCUACAGCCCAACCAUUGAUGAAGACCUCGUGCCCGAUCAUACUUACACACUCUUCCACGAAGGCAAGUUCAUCAAAGUGCCAGUAAUAUUCGGCGAUGACACGAACGAAGGCACCAAGUUCGUUACAAAGAGUGUCGACAGCGUCGAAGCAGCAGAUGAUUUCCUCCACAAUCAAUUCCCAUUCAUGACCCCGGCUCAAACAUCCAGGAUCAACAGCAUAUAUCUCACACCAGAUCAAACAGAGUCAUUCCCCGACGCAGGUGCCUACUGGCGCCCUGCAAGUACAGCCUACGGCGAGAUUCGGUACAUCUGUCCUGGAAUCGACAUGUCAUCCAUAUAUGCCAAGGCAGGCCUACCGAGCUGGAAUUACCACUACGCUGUACAAGAUCCCACCAAUGAAACCUCCGGAGAGGGUACUUAUCAUACAGUCGAGCUGAGUGCCAUCUGGGGCCCAGAGAACUCUGGCCACAACGCGCCGGCUUCUUACUACACCACCAACGCGGCUAUUAUCCCGCUGGUGCAGGCUUACUGGACUAGUUUUAUUGUAUCAUUGGAUCCCAAUGCCCGCCGCCUUCAGUCGAGUCCAGAAUGGCAAACUUGGGGCCAGGAUGGCGGGUCUCGGCGCAUUUUUAUUAGGACGGGUGAGACUCGAAUGGAAUCUGUUUCGGAGGAACAGAAGGCUCGUUGUCGGUAUUUGCUUUCUAUUGAAGGAUCGAAAGCUACCACUCCUGUGUUUUUGAUACCAACUUUUCUGCUCUCGAUCGAUUCUACUGUACACACCGACGCUGCUACCCUCUGGUCUAUUAUAUUGGCAGUGAGAAACCUCAUGGCAUUUGACAUCAAUCUACCAUAUGCGCGGCAUUUAAAAGUCAGAUACCGGUAUAUUGCUUUAUUCAAGGGGGAAUUUUAUUGUGUUUGUUUCCAAUUUCCAAGGAAGGUUGCUUGCUUUGGUUACCUAGAUGUUUGCACGGUUUGCCUUAUGACCAGUACUAUAUCCAGUACCUACAAGCUGCAUCACUGCAUGUCUCCAUCGAUCCACAAAGGGAGCAAGAUUGCCGACCAUGCAGCAGUUCAAUGCCAGCUCGAACUGUACGGCCUUGAUCGCGUUGGGGUCAAAAUUGGCAAUAUGAAUGCUCACGCCGGGAACUUUACGGCCCUUUGUGCCCCAAAUUGCCUUCCGGACAGACUCGCCAUAGUAGCCUAUGCCAUGGAAUACGCUUUCUGUCGUGGUGGUAUGUUUUCGAGCCUCCUACAUUAUUUCCAUCACUCAAAUAUUGAAAUAGAUGACUUGGAUGAUGCUCCUGGCGAAUACUCCGCACUAAAUGAUAGUGGACUGUUUGUCCAGAGAUUAACUCAGGGUGGCAGUUCUCCUGUGUACAGCAAACCGUCAGAGCCCGCACGACGCAAGGCUGAUGUCCAAGCUAAGAUAGCAGCCGAGUUCCUCCGUCUCGAUCGAGUCUUUGGUUCCUGGUUUCUUUCACGCUGGGAGGAUUUUUUGCAAUCAACCGACUAG